Messenger RNA from Capsella rubella, 3431 nucleotides. RefSeq names its product pentatricopeptide repeat-containing protein At3g14330. The transcript is spliced from 3 exons. The coding region runs from base 386 to 2626 and encodes 746 amino acids. NCBI's taxonomy places the organism in Eukaryota, Viridiplantae, Streptophyta, Magnoliopsida, Brassicales, Brassicaceae. Gene Ontology annotation, biological process: RNA modification. The record is from RefSeq and is a predicted model, not a curated record. Gene Ontology annotation, molecular function: zinc ion binding; protein binding; RNA binding.
ACACAUCACUUGUGAAUAAAAACCAUAUAAUAUAUACACAAUCCCUUGAAAAAUCAAGUGAAAGUAAAAGAAACCAGAAGAAUGAUGAUAGGAAAGUGGUGGAGAUCUGUGGGAAGAAGCGUCGGAAAGUGUGAUGGUCGGUACGAUGGCGUGAGGACGAUGGUUGGAAAAGCCUCGAACCGAGCUGGUGUUCAUGGUUCAAAACUUCCCAACGCUAAAGCACUUGACAAUGAGGAAGAGAUUAGGGAGAGGAUUAAUAAAGGGAAAGAAGAGAAAGAACACAAAAGAAGAGAGGUUGAGAAAAAAGUCGAAGGCUCUCAUCAAAGACGAUCUAACGGCGACGAUACGUCAUCUUCCGACCGGUGAUGAUCAUGAUUCAUGAUUGAUGAUGGUUUUUGUUUCCUGCUUAAUCACUUUAGAAUAUACAUACAAUAUGCAUUGUAAUCUUUUUUGUUUCUUCGAAUCUUAUUUGUGUUGUGGCCUGCCUCGAAUAAAUAUAAUGCAAUUAUCAUUAUAUGAACUGAAAAGCCCAAAUAUUAGAGGCCCAUUAAGUGUGGCUUAUCCAUCUCCAACUCCCUCCUCUCUGUCUCGUCUCCCUACAAUCACACAGAGAAGAGAGUUCGAAUUUUCGCCUUCUCUUACUCCUGCGCUGAAUGAAUUUUCAAUGGCUUCUUUAGAUGUUAUUACAACUUCACAAGUUUAUCUUACUCCAUUGGUGGCUCAACGUAUCAGCCAUGCUAAAUUCUUACAAAUCCCAUUGAGACAAUUCACCUUCUCAAAGCAUUUAGAACUCAAUACGGGUCUCCCUAAAUCGACCAAACUCGACGAAGCUGUAACCUUGAUAGAGAACUCAUCAUGGUCACCCUCGAAUCUCUCCUCCACUCCAGAGGCCUACACAGACCUUCUUCAUGCUUGCAUCUCCGCUAAAUCGCUUCACCAUGGCCUCAAAAUCUGUUCUUUGGUUCUCAACGACCCUAGCCUUCGUCACAAUCCCAAACUACUUGGGAAGCUCAUCACACUAUUCUCUGUUUGUCGUCGAUUGGAUCUAGCUCGGAAAAUAUUCGACGAUGUAACUGAUUCGUCACUACUAACUGAGAAAGUGUGGGCGGCUAUGGCGAUUGGGUAUUCUAGAAACGGGUCACCACGAGAUGCUUUGCUUGUGUAUGUAGAUAUGUUGUCUAGUUUCAUUGAACCUGGGAAUUUUUCGAUUUCCGUUGCGUUGAAAGCUUGCGUCGAUUUAAAAGAUCUUCGGGUUGGUAGAGGAAUCCAUGGCCAGAUUGUGAAACGGAGGGAGAAGGUUGAUCAGGUGGUGUAUAAUGUGCUCUUGAAGUUGUAUAUGGAACGUGGCUCAUUCGAUGAUGCACGUAAGCUGUUCGAUGGAAUGUCUGACAGAAAUAUUGCUACUUGGAAUUCUUUAAUUUCGGUACUCAGCAAGAAAGCUCGGGUGCAUGAGAUGUUUCAUCUCUUCAGAAAGAUGCAGGAAGAGAAGAUUGGGUUUAGUUGGGCGACUUUGACGACAAUAUUGCCCGCUUGUUCACGUGUCGCUGCUCUUCUCACGGGGAAAGAGAUUCAUGCACAGAUUCUGAAAUCCAAAGAGAAACCUGAUGUUCCGUUGCUUAAUUCAUUGAUGGAUAUGUAUGGGAAGUGUGGCGAGGUUGAAUAUGCUCGGAGAGUCUUUGAUGGUAUGUUAACUAAGGAUUUGACUACAUGGAACACGAUACUCAACUGUUACGCAAUCAAUGGAUAUAUUGAAGAAGAGAUGAAUCUGUUUGAUUGGAUGAUAGAGUCAGGCGUUGCACCUGAUGGGGUUACUUUUGUUGCUUUGUUAUCUGGAUGUAGCGAUACAGGGUUUACGGAACAUGGUGUUAGUUUGUUUGAACGUAUGAAAAACGAAUUCAGAGUUUCACCGGCCUUGGAGCAUUAUGCUUGUUUGGUUGACAUCUUGGGCCGAGCUGGUAAUAUCGAAGAAGCAGUCAAGGUAAUAGAAACAAUGCCAUUUAAGCCAAGUGCAUCCAUUUGGGGAUCACUGCUCAACUCUUGCAGGCUCCACGGGAAUGUUUUAGUGGGAGAGGUUGCAGCAAAGGAGUUGUUUGUUCUUGAACCUCAUAAUCCAGGAAAUUAUGUUAUGAUUUCCAACAUUUAUGCUGAUGCGAAGAUGUGGGACAAUGUGAAUAAGAUCCGGGAGAUGAUGAGACAAAGAGGGAUCAAAAAGGAAGUUGGUUGCAGUUGGGUACAGGUUAAAGAUAAGAUUCAAAUCUUUGUUGCCGGAGGUGGAUACGAGUUUCGUAGUUCAGAUGAGUAUAAGAAAGUCUGGACAGAACUACAGGAAGCAAUUGAUAAAUCCGGCUAUUCUCCUGAUACGAGCGUAGUGCUUCAUGAUGUUGAUGAAGAAACUAAGGCAAAUUGGGUUUGUGGACACAGCGAGAGACUUGCGACAACUUACUCCCUAAUUCACACAGGUCAAGGGGUUCCGAUAAGGGUUACCAAGAAUCUCAGAGUAUGUGCAGACUGCCAUUCAUGGAUGAAGAUUGUAUCGGAAGUAACUGGGAGAGUCAUAGUCCUCAGAGACACAAAUCGGUUCCACCAUUUCGCUGCUGGUAUCUGCUCCUGUAAAGAUUACUGGUGACUGGUGAGGUAUUAUUGUAUUUUGCAACAAGUGAAUAGUAGAGGAGUCUAAAAGACUGAAGUUGUCGAACGGACAAGGUUUACGACUGGUCAUUUCAUUCUUUUUGUAAUGCUUUUGAUAGCGGAAGCAGAUAAGACCGCGACAGUGCUUGAAUGUGCUGUUAUGAGAAACCCACUUGCCAAGCAUCAUUGUUGGAGAGUAAGAAUUUUGAAACCCAAAGCAAUGCAGCUAAUUGAAACAAGGACACAUUAAACAUUAACAACUUUUCUCCUUCGACAUGAUUAAUGACCAGCGGUAUGGGUGAUAAGAGGAUGUUUCUGGUAAGCAAACUAGACAUGGAGGCAGACAGAGAUGUCAAAUAGAAACCUGGGAUGAUUCUUGUUUAUGACAGUUGGAACCAUCAUCAGACUCGCGGAGGAUUAUGUUCGAAAUGAAAUAAAAGUAAUGUAUCUUUGGUACCUGAAACUCUAACUAAGAAGCGGGUUGGGGGAAACAUGUUGAAACCACAGAAGCAGCUGAGCUUCUGGAUACACAAUGUGAUGCCUUGGGUGCAGUUUCCAGCUUGUAGUUGUGCAGCUGUAUGUCUAUGCAUAAUACGAAGCACGGUUCAUCUUUGUAAUUAUCACACUUUCACUGGUCAUGUUCAUAGUUCUCUAGUUAUAGGAAGACAUAUCUAUAUCUAUGGCAUAUCUGUUCUUACUUACAAAAACUCAAUUACAUGUCAAAGUGUUUUGUUAUUGAUAUGUAUAACUCAGUUAUAUGUCAAAGUGUAUCGUUAAAAAUCCUUAUUCUAAUUGGAUUAGAA